This is a messenger RNA of Patella vulgata (common limpet), 2846 nucleotides long. Its product is annotated as negative elongation factor D. The record is from RefSeq and is a predicted model, not a curated record. Gene Ontology annotation, molecular function: RNA binding. NCBI's taxonomy places the organism in Eukaryota, Metazoa, Mollusca, Gastropoda, Patellidae. The transcript is spliced from 16 exons. Bases 115 to 1851 code for a protein of 578 amino acids. Gene Ontology annotation, cellular component: NELF complex; nucleus. Gene Ontology annotation, biological process: negative regulation of transcription elongation by RNA polymerase II.
GGAAGUACCAAUAAUAAAACAUGGCUGCCCCCAUGAAACGAAAAUAAAUAAAAGAUUGAAUUUAAUUUUUAUUUACAGACAGAGACUUAGGAAUCACAAACAUACAGAUAAAUAAUGGCAGAUUCAGAUGAAGACCGUGAUGAAACAAUAUCGGAUGAAGAUGUUAGGUCUCCAGAGAUGGAUGAGAUGGAAGGUGUUGAUGAACAAUAUGUCCAAGAAGAUUGUUUAACAGCUUUAACCAGUAAAGAUUAUAUCAUGGAACCAAAUAUUUUUGUUGUUUUAAAAAAAUAUUUACAAGCUGGAGGAUCACCUGAGAAGGUUGUACAAUUAUUAUCAGAUAACUAUACAGCUGUAGCCCAAACUGUCAAUGUUUUAGCUGAAUGGCUUAUUCAGACAGGUGUAGAUAUUAAAGAAGUUCAGGUAUUAGUUGAAUCUCAUUUAAAAGAUAUGGUUAUAAAAUGCUUUGAUCCAAAGAAAGCUGAUUCCAUCUUUACUAGUGAAGGUGAGAUUCCAUCAUGGUUAGCUGAGAUGAUAGAAUAUCCAACAUGGCGGAGUUUAUUUUAUAAACUUGCGGAAGAAUACCCAGAUUGUCUUAUGUUAAAUUUUACGAUCAAGUUGAUAUCUGAUGCUGGUUAUCAAGGGGAAAUUACCUCUGUAUCGACAGCAUGUCAUCAGAUAGAGGUCUUCUCUCGUGUUCUUAGAACAUCCAUUUCUUCAUUUCUAGAAGGUGGUGAGGAAGCCAUUGAAAAAAAUCUACAAGAAUUUACGAAAAUGGUCUGUCACGGAGAACACACUUAUUUAUAUAGUCAAGUUUUAAUGCAUAUCUUGGCACAAGAACCAAAAGGUGGAUUUAAUAUAAAGAGAUUAUGUCAAGAACUGCAAAAAUGUGCUAAUGAAAAGGGUUUAGAAAUUACACCAAUCACCAUGGCUUUAAGUGGUGCAGCAGCAUAUCCUCGUGCUUGUCAAGCCUUAUCAUCUAUGUUAUCACGCCAAGCUUUAAAUCCUGCAGAUAUUACUGUUUUAUAUAAAAUGUACAGUGAAGCUGACCCACCCCCAGUAGAUUUAAUCAGAGUUCCUUCCUUUUUAAAUUUGUUAAUAGAUACAUUAUUUAGACCACCAUCCCGUGUAAAUCCUGAUCAUAAAUCAAAAUAUAUGUAUUUAUUAGCUUAUGCUGCAAGUGUUGUAGACAUUCUGAAAAAGGGUGGACGUAAAUCAGUAAAUAAAGAAGAAUUAAAGCCAACAAUACAAGCGUUAGAGAAAACACAGUCAUUAUGUACAGAAAAUAAAGCAUCAUCAGAAUUGAUUGCAGAUGUGGGAACUCUGUUUCAAUGUUUAAAGUUUCCAGUAGUUUCUAUGGGAGUAUUAAAGUGGGUAGAUCAUACUGUAUCAGAACCUAGUUAUUUUAAACUCAACACAGAUCAUACACCUAUACAUCUUGUCUUGGUAGAUGAGAUAGCUACUAACCAUAUUCUACUUCAUCAAAAGGCAUUAGAUUUAUUAAUAAGAUUAUUUGAAGGUUCUUAUGAAGAAUUAGAUGUGCUAGUCAGACUGGAAUUAAAGAAAAAGUUAUUAGAUAGAAUGGUACAUUUAUUUAGUGGAGGUUGUGUAAUACCUGUUGUUUCCUACAUUAGGAAAUGUCAAGAUACACAAGAUACAGAUAUAUCUUUAAUAAGAUAUUUUGUUACAGAGGUUUUGGAUGUUAUAGCUCCACCGUACACAUCAGAUUUUAUACAUCUAUUUCUACCUUUAAUAGAAAAUAAAGAUAUCACUGGUUCUAUUAAAUCAGAAGAUGGUACAGAUCCAGUUUCAGAAUUUAUAGUUCACUGCAAAACAAACUAUAUUGUAAAUUGAAGUUGCCUGGAUUAUUAUAUUAUGGUGAAAUUUGAAGUUAAAUUAACCAAUAUAGAAAAUCUGACUGAAACAAGUCCUCACUGUCGAUAAAGAAAUACUGAUGUCUGUGUUAAUUAAUGGUGAACUGCAUUUUAAUGUUAGAUCAGUGUAAAAGGAUAAGUCAUUUCCUAUGGUCAAUAUGUUACCUAUUAACAAUACACUGAAAAAUAAUGUGGAUCUUGCAUCCAAUUAAAUCAUUUCAUGAUGAAAUGAAUAUUUCUUGACUGGUGUUUGUCUUUAUUCAAAGUCAAUAUACUUCAGUAGCAGAAAUCAGGAUUUACAGCCGAGUCAAACAGAAUAUUCAGUUUAGUGUAGCUUCCGUUUUUUUGCAUAGAGAACCUGGAGAAUGCUCAUGAAGUUGAGCAGAUGUGCCCACCAAUUCUAUUGAGUGUUAUGUCAUUUGUUAAGAGUUACUUUUAAUAGAUAACCUGAUACCACUUCUUAUUAGUUUGGGAAGUUCACAUAGUCAAAAAGAACUGUUGGUUGUACUUUUGCAUUCUUAGUUAGACCUUAGCCCCUGGAGAAAGUGAAGUAACUGUUAUGUAUAAUAUAUUGCAUGAUUGUGAUAGUACAAUGAUAAUAUUUAGAAGAUUUAUGUAACAACUUAAUUCCCAUCUACGAAUUGUAGCCUCAGAUUCUAUUGUGCAUAAUGUAGAGGGUAUGCUCACAAUUUAUGUUAGACAUCUUACAAUGUAUUAAUUACUUUAGGAAGUUCAAAUUGUUUUUCAAUUUUGUCUAUUGAUUUGCCAUAUCUCCAGAAAUAGUUGAUCCCUUUAUUUGAACACCAAUCUUGUUCUUUUUCCCUUACAUUUCAAUUGAUGUAAAUUUCAUUUUUAAACCCUUGUUACAUGGGUGUCACAUUGACUUUAAAAUGGUCAUAAACACUAUUUAUCAAUAUUUUCAUUUCAUUUUUGAUACAAUUUCCUUACUUGUUGACUAUAAAUUCUUGCAAAAUA